Molecule: messenger RNA, 2016 nt
Organism: Dictyostelium discoideum AX4
Lineage: Eukaryota; Evosea; Eumycetozoa; Dictyosteliales; Dictyosteliaceae
Gene: ddx41
Product: DEAD/DEAH box helicase
Exons: 2
Coding region: 1-2016 (671 amino acids)
Biological process (GO): mRNA splicing, via spliceosome
Cellular component (GO): cytoplasm; nucleus
Molecular function (GO): nucleic acid binding; ATP hydrolysis activity; RNA helicase activity
Source: RefSeq, a predicted model, not a curated record
AUGUCAGAAGAAUCACGUAAACAUGAUAUAGAGGAACAACAUAUUGAAAAAUGGAUACCUUUAAAAGAAAGGAAAUUAAAUCAAAUUAAAUCAAAAUUAAAUAAUUUAAAACAACAACAACCACAACAACACUCACAACAACAAGAGAAUGAACAAAAUAAUGCGACUGCAACAAAUACAAAUAUAACAAAUACAACAACAACAACAACAACAACUACAACAACUACUACAUCAAGCAAUAAUGAUAAUAAUUUUGAAGAUGAAAAGAAACCAAUUUAUCAACAAUCACAAAGUUUAUUAGAUCAAAAAUUUGAAAUGAUUAAAAAACAAGAGAAUAAAACACAAAGAGAAUUACAACAAGGUGGUACAAUAAUUGAAAAUGAUGUAAAUAGUAGCAAUAAUAAUAAUAAUAAUGGUGAAGAGAAUAAAAUUAAAGAAGAGAAAAGAUUAGAUAUGGAAGAGAGUGAUAUAUUGAAAUCAUUAAAAACUUUUAAACCAUUGGUAUCGGUUAAAGAUCGUGCAAAGGAUGUAAUUUACACUGACUCGAUUAAGACCAAUUGGAGAGCACCACGUUAUAUAUUGGAAAGAGAUGAAAAGGAUCAUCAAAAGGUUAGAGAUCAAUUAAAUAUCAUUACAGAUGGUGAAGAUAUACCACCACCAAUUACUACUUUUAAAGAGAUGAAAAUACCCAAACCAGUGAUUGACGUGCUCUUGGAGAAGGGUAUAAAGAAGCCCUCCCCCAUCCAAGUCCAAGGUUUACCCGUUAUUUUAUCAGGUCGUGAUAUGAUUGGUAUCGCAUACACUGGUAGUGGUAAGACACUGGUGUUCACAUUGCCAAUGGUAUUGUUUGCAUUGGAGGAAGAGUGCAAACUACCAAUAAUUCAAGGUGAAGGACCGUUUGGUUUAAUUCUUUGCCCAUCAAGAGAAUUGGCAAGACAAACAUACGAUUUGGUUAACUCAUUCACAAAUGCAUUACACAAGAAUGGUGGUCAUCCACAACUUAGAACACUAUUAGCAAUUGGUGGUAUCGAUUUACGUGAACAAGAACAUAUCUUUAAGAAAGGUGUUCAUAUGAUCAUUGCAACACCUGGUCGUUUAUUAGAUCUAUUAAAUAAAAAGAAAAUCAAUUUCAAACUUUGUAAAUAUCUUGGUUUAGAUGAAGCUGAUAGAUUAAUUGAUUUAGGUUUUGAGGAUGAUAUUCGUUCAGUUUUAGAUAAUUUCACAAAUCAAAGACAAACUCUACUCUUUAGUGCAACUAUGCCAAAGAAAAUUCAAGAAUUUGCUAGAAGUGCUCUAGUUUUACCAGUUGAAGUUAAUGUUGGUAGAGCUGGUGCUGCAAAUUUAAAUGUUACUCAAGAAGUUGAAUUUGUUAAACCUGAAGCUAAAAUCGUUUAUUUAUUAGAAUGUUUACAAAAAACACCACCACCUGUAUUAAUAUUUUGUGAAAAUAAAAAAGAUGUUGAUGAUAUUUAUGAAUAUUUAUUAUUGAAACAAGUUGAAGCAGUUUCAAUACAUGGUGAUAAAUCACAAGAUGAAAGAGAAUCAGCAAUUAAAGCAUUUAGAGAGGGUAAAAAGGAUGUUUUGGUUGCAACAGAUGUUGCAUCUAAAGGUUUAGAUUUUCCAGAGAUUCAACAUGUCAUCAAUUUCGAUAUGCCAAGAGAGAUUGAAAAUUAUAUUCACAGAAUUGGUAGAACUGGUCGUCGUGGUAAUAAAGGUGUUGCAACUACAUUUAUCAAUAAGAAUAAUACUGAAUCUUUAUUAUUGGAUCUUAAAUACCUAUUAAUUGAAGCUAAACAAAAAGUACCACCUGCACUACUUGAAAUACCAGAUGAUAAUCAAUACCUUCAAAAACUUCAAGAUCGUAAUGGAAAUACUGGUGGUGGUGCUGAUGAUGAUGAUACUAAACCUUGUGAAUAUUGUGAUGGUCGUGGUCAUAGAUUAGUUAAUUGUCCAAAAUUGAAAAAACAAGCUGGUCCAAAAAGAGACUUUUUCGGUUCUGGUGGUGGUGAUUGGUAA